Molecule: messenger RNA, 6743 nt
Organism: Talpa occidentalis (Iberian mole)
Lineage: Eukaryota; Metazoa; Chordata; Mammalia; Eulipotyphla; Talpidae
Gene: LONRF3
Product: LON peptidase N-terminal domain and ring finger 3
Exons: 12
Coding region: 75-2510 (811 amino acids)
Molecular function (GO): protein binding; metal ion binding
Source: RefSeq, a predicted model, not a curated record
CUCCCUCCAGCCGCCGCUCCCAGCUCCGGCUCCCUGGCCCCUAGACGCCUCUUCCCCGCGCGCGUCCCUCUCCUAUGGAUGCAUUUCAGAGCGGACAGAUGCUGAGCUUGCUCGCGGAGCUCGGCAGCAACAACUUAGAGCUGGCGGAGCCGAAGGAACCGGCGGCAGCGGAGGCCGGCGUAGACACUGGCCCCCACCCAGAGGCGGCUACCGAAGGCCCCGCACCUCUAGCAACGCGGGAGCCGGAGCGCGAGCAGCCCCUGCGGGCCUCGACGCCGGAGUGCAAAGUCCUGCUCACAAAGGCCGACGCCCUGGCGUCCGGGGGGCGCCUGCGGGAAGCCCUCGAGGUGUACCGACAGCUCUCCGAGAGGCAGCAGCUGGUGGCUGAGCAGCUGGAGCAGCUGGUGCGCUGCCUGGCGGAGAACGUCCGGCCGGGCAAGGCGCCGGCGCCCGCGGACAGGAGCAGCGCGGCCAGCCGCGCGGUGGCGGCGGAAGAGGCAGGGGCGGCCACGGCCGCCGAGGCCACCGAGGUGUGGGACGGCUUCAAGUGCCGGAAGUGCCACGGGUUUCUCUCAGACCCCGUGUCCUUGUCGUGCGGCCACACCUUUUGCAAACUGUGUCUGGAACGCGGGCGGGCGGCCGACCGGCGCUGUGCGCUGUGCGGGGUCAAGCUCUCCGCGUUGAUGGUGGCCCCGGGGCGUGUGCGCGGGGCCCGGCGGGCCGGGCAGCAGGCGCCGCCACCGCUGCGGGUCAACGUGGUGCUCAGCGGCCUCCUCGGCAAGUUGUUCCCGGGCCCCGCCCGGGCGUCGCAACUCCGGCACGAGGGCAACCGGCUGUACCGCGAGCGCCAGGUGGAGGCGGCGCUGCUCAAGUACAAUGAGGCGGUGAGGCUAGCUCCAAAUGACCAUUUGCUUUAUAGCAACCGGUCUCAAAUUUAUUUCACCUUGGAAUCUCACGAGGACGCACUACAUGAUGCAGAAAUAGCAUGUAAGCUCCGCCCAAUGGGUUUCAAGGCACACUUCAGAAAAGCACAAGCCUUAGCCACCCUGGGCAAGGUGGAGGAAGCACUAAGGGAGUUUCUAUAUUGUGUGUCUCUCGAUGGAAAGAACAAGAGAGCAAGAGCUGAAGCCCAAAAGCUUCUCCUUAGUUUCUUUUCACCAUCAGUCCUGGGGGAGUCUCAGGAACAUUCUCCCGAUAUCCUGAAGCUGUUGGCACCUCACCCUAGAUUAAAGGAACACGUAGAGUCAAUGGCUACUGAAGGCACCAGCCAUAAUCUACCAGAGUUGUCACAGGAAAACCUGGCACUCCCACAUUGUUCUGGUCAGGAGGAGGCAGCAGCCAGGGGAGACUGCAACUCCCUGGUGAACCCAGCUAAAGGAAAGGUGGAUGGGCAAGAAGGCAAUAGGAAAGACCGAGAAGAAGAGGAAGAGAAGCGGGACACUGCCUGUCAAGAAACUGCCUCCAUCAAGACUGGCAAAUGCCAGGAAAAGAAAAGGAAACAUUGUCAAAUUGAACCCCAAGACCCAGAGGUGCCUCAUAAAGUCUCUAAGCAAGAUCCUCCCGCUGGUCAGGAGGCCAAACCUGCCCUCCCUGUUCCACUCACAUCUUUCGACGCCUCUGACCUUGAAUGCUCCCUGUGUAUGAGAUUAUUCUAUGAGCCAGUCACAACACCUUGUGGGCACACAUUUUGCUUAAAAUGCCUUGAAAGAUGCCUGGAUCACAAUGCCAAGUGUCCACUGUGCAAAGAUGGCCUUUCACAGUGCUUGGCAUCAAGAAAAUACAGCAAAAAUGUAAUCAUGGAAGAGCUAAUAGCUAAAUUCCUCCCAGAAGAACUGAAGGAACGAAGGAGGCUUUAUGAAGAAGAACUGGAAGAGCUGUCCAACUUAAAUAAGAACGUGCCCAUUUUCGUGUGUACCAUGGCCUACCCCACCGUUCCUUGCCCGCUGCACAUCUUUGAGCCUUGUUACCGUCUGAUGAUUCGUAGGUGCAUUGAGACAGGCACAAGACAGUUUGGCAUGUGCCUUGGAGAUCCCGUCAAAGGGUUUGCAGAAUAUGGCUGCAUCCUAGAGAUCAGAAAUGUUCAGUUCUUUGCUGAUGGCCGCUCAGUGGUUGACAGCAUAGGCAAGAGGCGCUUCAAGGUGCUCCACCAGAGCCAGCGGGAUGGUUACAAUACAGCCGACAUUGAAUACAUUGAGGACCAAAAGGUCCAAGGAGAGGAUCGCGCUGAGCUCAUGGGAUUACAUAACUGUGUCUAUGAGCAAGCGUCAUCGUGGUUUCAUUCGCUGAAGUCAUCUCUGAAGAAUCGGAUACUCAAUCACUUUGGUCCAAUGCCGGAGAAAGAUGCGGAUCCCCAGAUGAACCCGAAUGGUCCAGCCUGGUGCUGGUGGACAUUAGCGGUUCUUCCAUUGGAAAGCCGUGCUCAGCUCCCGUUCCUAGCGAUGAGGUCCUUAAAGGAUAGAUUGAAUGGUAUUCGGCGAGUCCUGGCCUUUAUAACCCGAAACCAAAACUAGCGAGAGUGAAUUGCUGAAGAGGAAAUCACACCCUCCCCGCUGCCCUUGGGGGAGUUGUCUUGUAAAUAUAUCUAAUUGCAAUAACAUCUUAACAGAAGGAAGUAUCAAACAGAGGCAUUGCCCUGCUAUUAAUCACAGCGAGAAAUUGAGUAGAAAGACCAAAAGAAUGGGACCUGUUUGAAACUUUCUGUCUUAAGAUGCUUCUUGACAUGCUGCACAACUACAUGCACAGCAGAGGUUGUUUAAGAGCCCAGAAGAAAAAAAAAUUCAUUUGAUUUUGACAUAAAAUUUUCUGAAAGUUUAAAGUGGUUUUGCUUUAAUUUCCUUUCUCUCAUAGAUGAAUGAUUGUGUGGUUGAAAUGUGAAGCAAAGACACUAAUAAUGUUGCUGCUUUAUUUCACUGACUUGAGGUCUCAUUCCAAUGGUUUAGGUUUUAUACAGCAUUGUGUAAAAUAGUGUUCAUACUUCUUUCUGUUUUAAUAAUUUAUUUUUUGCGCUACUGUAUCCUUUUUUCUACAUGGAUGUUUAUAACUAUUUAAGUGUAAAUAACUGGAAAGUCAGUUGCUUUAUUUAUUGAUGUGGCUUACCAUGUACCUAGGGGGAAGUAACAGUACUCAAAAUGUGCAGUUUCUGCUUUAACUGUGGUUUUUUUUUUUACAUCUCAUUCCAGUUCUUGAACCAUUUUUUGUGUUUGUCCAAUUGGAUGUUUACCAAAGAAGUUCAGAAUCAUGCUAAGAUCAUCUAUGCCACAGACUCCAUCUUGUUUUCACUUUGAAUACAACCAUAUCAAAUAGUGAAGGGAUUUGGCCUAGAUUGUGGUAUGUGCCAGUAUAAACUAAAAUAAUUGAUUUUCAGUGUGCUGUCCAGAGAGGGACUAAAGAAAUUAUUUUUGGGGGAGGAAGAGAUGAGUCAAAGGAGUAAUCUUUGACUGCAAUCUAGUGUGGGCAUUUAUUUCAGCCAUCUCUAAGUAUAUCUCAUUUCUUCCCUGUGCAGUUAGGAAUGAGGUUUUUUAUGUAGGCUAACACCUAACCCUUUAGUGGGAAUGGUUUUCAGUCGUAAGUUUCUCCACUUGCUUUUGGGAAGUGAUGUCACUCUUGCUGAGCCCCAGUUUCCUCAUCUAGCGAAUGGUAGUGAUGAAUACCACCUCUAGGUUUUGAUGAAUGUUACAUGAGAUAGUAUGUGUAUAGCUCUUACCUCUGUACCUAGCACAUAGCAGACAUCCACAAGUAAUCACUAUUAUUAGAUUAUUUAUAGUUACUGAAUAUCAUCAGGAGCCUACAUUUGCAGAAAACACUGCCUUUACACACAAUGCCUAUUCCCAACCCCUUGAAACUUGGCUGGAGGAAUCCGUACCAUUGAUUUUUCUGACUGUAACUUGAUAAUUUACAGGCAAUUCCUUACUGGGUCAAGUCUAGGAAAAUGAAGACUAGGAAACAAAUGAGGGUCAGAGGUAAGCGAGCAUUCUGUGCCAGCACAUUUUUCCUAUUUCAGUGGGACUAAAAAAAAUAGUGUUAAUUUGGAGAUCUUGAAUUUCCACUUAGUAGCUCUAGUAGCCCUAUUCAAGUAACCAAUCCAUCACUCCCUGCUCUCUACAAUGAAUUGAGUCUCAGUCAUGUCAAGGAGAACAUAUUUUAUAGUCUAUGACAUUUAAGCUUAAUUCAUGGCCUGUCUUUACACUGUCCCAACUAAAAGGUACCAAGAAUUCACUACUUCCCAAGUACUGAGCCAGGUAUGUGGUUUCACAUACACAAGCUCAUUAAUCAUUUAUUUCUCACGUCAGCCCUCUGAAAACCCAUCUCUCAUCAAUCUAGGUGGAAAGGGAAGUUUGAGUGUUUUAUACAAGUCCACAUUGUAGAAUGUAUCAUCUUGAUUGACUAGUGAUUACCUCACUCCAGCAAGUGUAGAUCUUGGUGUGGCAGAAUUGCAGUUGACUCUCAGCAGCCCUGAUACACAUUGAGAUUAUUUUACAGCAAGUUUUUAUUGCAGUAGUGCUAACAGGCAAGAGGUGAGGCUAAGCCUUGGCUUUCUUUGGAAUGCACUUAAAUGGGGUAAUCAAAUGGACAUGACCAUUUUCUGCACUUGUAAGUUGAUUUUGUUGCAAAACUUAGGAAUGACGAGUAUUCUGAGAAAAAACAUAAAGCUAAAUCUAGGUCAGAAGGACAAGACAUCCCCCCUAGGUAGGUAGUGCCAUUUAUUUGGUUAGUUUUCUUGUCUAUUGUGACUGACCUAGUCUUUUUCUAGUAGGUUGUUUUUCUGGUGUGUGUAUGUGUGUGUUUGUGUUUGUGUUUGUAUAUGUAUAUGUAUAUGUAUAUGUAUAUAUGUAUAUAUAUGUAUAUAUGUGUGUGUGUAUAAUAGGUACCAAGCAGACAAUAUGCCUUUCUGCUUUGUACUGAACUACUACUGCUGCUAGCUAAUAACCAGCAACAUGUAGAAAGUGAAAAACAACAGAACUAAUUUUCUAUAGAUAACUUGGAGAAGAGAGUGUUUGCCCCUGAUUUCAGAGGGCAGAGAACUGACUGUUUCAACAGUCUCUUCUGAAGACUGACAGCUUUUGACCCAGUGCUGAGGCAAAACAGGGCUGGUCAAGUCACUGCCCAUGUGGCACUUCCAGCUCUGCCUGUGGAGCUACUUGGGCUCAGAUAAUCCCCUCCAACUGGCCAUUGGAGCAGUGGAAUUCCUGAGAUUGGUUAACAGCUCCCAAAGGUCUCUUACUGCCAAUGAUUGCAUUCUGUUGAUGGACUAGAAUCCACUGGGGACUGUCCCCCCAUGCCAACUCCAUUUCCAAGAUGGGAGUUUGAUUCGUAGGACUCAUUCCUUGAGUUCACACUUGCUGACUUUGCAUCCAUCUCUGUUUACCAAGGCAGAAUCAUAGUAGAAGAGUAUAAUGUGGAUGCAAAUGAAAGGCAACCCUAAUAAAGGAAAAGGACAGAUGUUCAACCCAUUCUUAGGCUUGAGGAAUGAGGUUUUGAUUCAUGAUUAAAGACAGUUCUGAAUAGCAGCCUGCUGUAUGGGCUGCAGUAUGUGGUCCUUCUUCAGUAUAGAGAGGAAGAAGGAAAAGGAACCACUGUUCAGCUAUUUAAUAAUCUGAGUUAUACACAUCCAGAGAUGAAAUGAAGACAUUUUCACUUACAAGUGAGUAUUUUCAAAUGUGUUUAAAUUAACAUUGAGAGAGAAGUGCCUGUAAUCUCUUCCUGGUGUCAUUUUAAAGUCCUUGCUUCUUGACUCUGUUUAAAAAUCUGUGGCAGCAAAUGUGAUUAACAGAAGUUUACAAAGCAACACUGUAGCUUAUGCAUCAUUGUAGAAGUUGCUUAAACAUUUAUCUAUUGUCAAAGCAACAACAUUAAACAAGAUAAAAGGAGAGCAAAUAGGUCAAUGUGGCAUCAUAGGCUUAUCGUAGAUAAACUAGUUCCAUCAUUUUAUGGAGUUCUCAGACAUGCCAGGAUUAAAAUAUCAAGCAAGCCAUUUAAACACUGGCAAAUAAUGUGUGUGUGUGUUUGUUAUUCCAUGUGUUUGUUAAGCAGCCAGUUUACUGCUUGCAUUGUAAUGAGUGGAAAGAGAAUUUAAGAAAAUGCUUCCCCCCUCCCACUCCACAUACUGCUGUUCAACUACCUCUAUAUGUUUGAUUUCUCUUUAGGGUUUUCUUUGCUCCAAAUCUGUACAAAAAAAAAAGUCUCAGCUCAUCUAUAUUGUAAUAACAAUGUGAUAUAGACAGUCUCUGUGAAAGCUUUUUGUUCAUUAAAGAAAUGUUUCCUAGUGUCUCACUUUGUAUGUAACAACACUCUACCCAUACCUUAGGGCAAGAAUUACACAAAUAACUUCAGUUUCAUUUUGUUGGAAGUUGACUAGGAAGGAAAGCUAUAGACACUUCUGUUUUCUUCUUGUUCCUGUUGGUUGUAAUAAGUUGGAGCAGAAGAGCUUUCAAAGAAAUAGACGAGACACAAGCUCUUGUCGGUGUGACAGUGAGGCAGGUGUGAUCUGUAAUAUCAAUGUGAUCGAUGUGUUCUGAAAACCUGACCAUAAAUUGUUCUACAAAGUGUACCAGAGAAGCUUGUUAUUUAAAGAAUUAUGUUGAAGCAUUUCGCCAAUAAUCUGCCCCUAGUUUGUCAAUCCAUUCACAUAUUGGGUUUGCUUACAGCAGAACACACUACCUACUCUGUUUUCUUUGGCAUUAUAAAAUAUUUGUGAAAGCAAAUGGCAUGUUUUCCUUUCAAUUAAAUCAUUUCUCAGUAAUUGG